Messenger RNA from Penicillium crustosum, 324 nucleotides. RefSeq lists its product as uncharacterized. The record is from RefSeq and is a predicted model, not a curated record. The transcript has 2 exons. NCBI's taxonomy places the organism in Eukaryota, Fungi, Ascomycota, Eurotiomycetes, Eurotiales, Aspergillaceae. Bases 1 to 324 code for a protein of 107 amino acids.
AUGCACUUCUCGAAGUUUUCUGUUAUCCUCCUGGGGCUUGCUUCCAACACCGUGCUUGGACUCGUGGCCCGAGACAGCAGCAAAAUCAAGUACGAUCGAUAUGACGCCCGUGCUGUCGAUGCACGCGACAGCAGCAAAAUCAAGUAUGACCGAUACGAGGUCCACGAUGUCGAUGCACGCGACAGCAGCAAAAUCAAGUACGACCGAUACGAGGUCCACGAUGUCGAGGCGCGCGACAGCAGCAAAAUCAAGUACGACCGAUACGAGGUCCACGAUGUCGAUGCGCGCGACAGCAGCAAAGUCAAGUACGACCGUUAUGACUAG